GCGCAGCAUCCGAUCCGAGAUAAUAUGGACCAGACACACGUAUUCACGAAUACAGCCAACUUCGUAACAUCGUGGAUGCACAACGAAGUUACAUACGUUGCCAUUGGCCGUCAGAAGCGCACACAGAAAUCACAAAAAUGGCGGAGCAAGGUGAAAGAGCGCAAUUACCACCGGGUUGGGAGUGCAGAUAUGACAUAAGAAGCGGUCGUGCGUAUUUCAUCAAUCACUUCAGCAGAACUACUACAUGGGAAGACCCCAGAGUGCGAUACUGGCAGUAUGCACAGUAUUUACAGGGAAAUUCCGUUGCAACGAGCUCUCCAUCCACCGGGAACUCGCAUGAGGCUAUACCUAUGCAGACUGGAGGAGGUAUUGUCGGUGUCGGUGGAGGUCAUUUGAUGUAUGCGGCUGCCCAUAGGGCUCCUCAAAUCUAUCCGUCACCAUACAAUAGUCCACAGCCGGCAUUUUUGCCGCCAAGUUCGCAGGAAUUAAAAACAUCAAUGUCCACCCGUUCGAUGAGCGGAAUGACAAAUAGAUUUGGUGACAUGACUAUUGGAUCACCAACGCCAGUCAGAAAUAUGGAAACGAGUUUAACUCAGAAUGGUGACACUGAGUUCCAAGUUGCUAGGAUUAAUGCUAUUUUUCCCACUGUGUCAGACACACACAUUCGACUGCUAUUGAAGAAAUACCAUAAUAGGCCGGCAUUGGUAGUGAGUGCACUGCAAAUUGAGAAGAAUCCACUUUGUGCGCCUGGUCCAGGCACACCAGUUGGAGUGCAUUCAAACUACGCUAUACCGAGAUGGCGUCUACCGGCUCAUGCUAUUCACGCUGCUAUCACAUUGAGUCCACCGCGUGGGGCACGGCCAGCCCCAAACUCCCCAAAAAUGAAACUUAGGUACCUGAAAAAUAUAUUCCCCAAAGUAGACGAAACUUUGCUACUUGAUAUUCUGGAACAGAGCGAUAAUAAUGUUCAGAAAGCGACUGAGAAGCUUCUUGAACAGGGGUAUGAGAAGAAAAAUCCCACUGGUCCGAUUAAAACAAUUGCCAAAGAGAAGAAAGAGGAGGAGGAGAUGAAAUCGAGACGUGUUAAAUCUGCUCCAACACCUCCGCCAAGGAUGAAGAGUCUUGAGGAGAAGAAUAAGAUGAAAUUAAACUUGAUGGAGAAAUUUAAAUCCGUGCCAGAGCGUGUGAUAACACUGGCAAUGGACAGUGUAGAUUACGAUGAAGAAAGGGCCAUUCAUAUUUUGGAUAUUAUGGUGGCUGAGGAAGCUGUUAGUCAACCUCGUACCUUCAGUAGUCAUAGUGAUAGCAGCAGAAGUGAUGAUAGAAAAUACAGUCCUCCCAUGACAGAAGCCAUUAAAUUGACGGCAUCUCCCAUUAAGAAGAUUAUCAAGGACAAAGAUAGUGAAAAGUCCAAGAGAUCGAAGAAUAGGAAUGAAUUACCAAAGGUUUCACGAGGUACGAGUACAACCGAAGAUGGUGAAUACAAAUCCCCAUAUUUGAUCAAAGCAACGGGUGCUAAUCCUGAACUGGCAAAAGGCCCAGACAACGAUUUGCUCUUACCUGAUUAUGCUCCCUGGGCAGGCCCAGACCCCACCAACCUCUCCAAAGAAUCAUCCGUACGAUUGCUAGCAGUUGGAAAGGAUUCCUCAUUAGUCUCCAAUCGUAAAACCCUUGCCAAAGGACCAAAUCCAGAAUUACGAAAGGGCCCCCUGCGGGGUCUGGCUGAGGGAUCAAUCUACUCUCAAAGAAACGCAGCCAACACCGAAUGUCGUGGUAAAUGAGAAAUGUGCAAUUGUUUUCAUUUAUUUCUCACUUGAAAUCCCAUCGACUUCGUGCGUCUCAACGCAUAAUCAUGCCAACAAUUUAAUACUGUUUCGCUGAAUUAUUUAGAAUCAUUCGUUUUAUUAUUCUAUAGCAGUCAGUUACUGUAUUUCUGUUGAUUUGUUACUGUUGUUCAUUAUUUACUGAAUUAUUUUCAGUUGAAGUUUAGGUUGUGUUUAUCAAGUUGUCGUUUUAUUUAAAAAAAUUGUUUUAUGAAAAAGAGGGGGGAUAUGUAUUGCAGUUAUCCCAGCCAUUUGUCCUCUCAAACAUAUCUUAAAUAAUUUUCAGUCUCUGACGAUUAACGUUCUGUAUUAUCAAUUAAUUACUUCAUUACUAGAAUAAGCUAUUAAAAAUGACUAGAUAAAACUAGAUGAUCUCCUAGAUGUAACCAAAUCUCGACAAGAAUGAAGAAAGAAUCUCUUACGUCCUACGCAUACACUACGAAAAAAAAACAAUUUCAAAAAAAAAAAUACGUCCUCGUGGUAUGCAUGAAGAUAACCAGAUUGUGACAAAUCUAUUGAUCAAAUUUUUGAUGUAUGUAUAAAAGUAUUUUCAUAUAGCUUCAUUUGAAACAAAUCAUAAUAAAAUAACGAUAAUUAUAGCAUACUAAUCCUGCCUUCGAAACAAGAUGAAAAAAAUGAUGAAAAACUCUUCAUAUUUGAAUACAAAAAAAAAUAAAAGAAUGGGCUGUGGUUGAGAGGUUUGCUGAGGGCUAUUUUUAUAGCUUUUUCUGAACUCCCGAUGAAACUAAGAUCGAAUGAUAUACAUAAUAUAUUUUGACUAUAUUUUCAGUAUAGGCAUUGCACAAGUAUAGAACGAUAGAGUGGAAGUACUUGUAAAAAAGAUGACAGCUUGGCAAGAGCUUGAACAAAAAAUAUUAACGUAAUAUGAUAAAUCUUUGCUCACUACUAGGAAAACGAGAAUAAUUGUAAACAAUCAUGAUAUCCCACGAUGAUUAUACUGCUGGAAUUAGUUAGUCGAAAUGAAUGAGAUUCCUGCCAACCAAUUUAGUGAAUGUACGAAAUAAUUUAGUUGAAAAACGGAGAGAAUUCGGUAGAAAAUUUUAUUGAAUUUCCCCUGCACUUCUAUUGAAAUCUAUUAAUUUUUCAUCGAGUGUAUUGAACAAUUUCGCAGCUUUUCUCUGCGUUUUUUGGGGACAGAAGUGGUCAAUAGCAUUGAUUUUUUAUACAACUUAUUCUAUUGAAAUAUUUUCUAUGGAAAUAUCUCCACACAAAUAUCCUUACGACAUCGAUAGAAUCGUCAAUUUUAAAUAAAGUUAAAUUGUGAAGAAGUCAAUAGCUAAUAAUACUCAUGAAUUUUAUAUUAUUAAAUUAAUCACCGAUUAAAUAUCCAAAUUCCGAAUGGUUUUAUCAAUCAAUAAUUGAGUUCGGAGGAUUGACGACUAUUUGGCUAAUCGAAAAUCCCUUUUAAAAAUUUGAAAUACCUAUCCAAUACUCAAUUUACAAUGCAAUAUUUCAAUUUUUUAAUUCAUAGAGAAUUGAAAAUUUCAAUUAUUAAUUAUUUUAUAAAUUUCAAAUUUCAAUCCAAUUUGAUCGUCAGUCUCUUUAUUUGAUUUUUUUUAGUAAGAGGGGAGAAAUGGAGUGACUAAAACUUAGAAAAUUUAUGUUUAGGAAUUUCUAUAGAAUACAUUUUAUUGGACAGUUUUGAUUGAAAAAAAAA
Molecule: messenger RNA, 3501 nt
Organism: Diachasma alloeum
Lineage: Eukaryota; Metazoa; Arthropoda; Insecta; Hymenoptera; Braconidae
Exons: 10
Coding region: 138-1781 (547 amino acids)
Biological process (GO): regulation of DNA-templated transcription; regulation of hippo signaling; negative regulation of organ growth
Cellular component (GO): cytoplasm
Molecular function (GO): kinase binding; molecular adaptor activity; ubiquitin binding
Source: RefSeq, a predicted model, not a curated record